Rosa chinensis is the source of this 1252-nucleotide messenger RNA. Its product is annotated as putative glycine-rich cell wall structural protein 1. Lineage: Eukaryota; Viridiplantae; Streptophyta; Magnoliopsida; Rosales; Rosaceae. Bases 427 to 900 code for a protein of 157 amino acids. The record is from RefSeq and is a predicted model, not a curated record. The transcript is spliced from 2 exons.
AAGCACAGCGAAUUAUCUUUGGUAUUUUCAUAUAUGCUGACUACAUUAUAACUAUAUGAGCACAAUCCUAGCUGUUUACAACUUCUUUUGUGGAGAAUUCUCCUUUUCAGUUGCUGAUCGAGAGUAAUUUUAUAUAAGCUAGCUAGUCAUAUAUAACAAGGUUUAAGUUGCUCGAUCAGGGUGAGUAUAUAAUCUAAAUUUUCAUGCUAAGUACUUUUCUGCAAAUCUGUAUGAAGAUGAUCAGGAUCUCAAACAAGUACCCUUACCUGAUUAUUUCUAGUACUAGCUAGCUACCCACUUGAACACCUAAUUGAGAUUAAAAUUAUAGCGCGCGCGCCAAGAUAGCCCAAACAAAAGUAAUCAAGUCCUCUUGUAAGCCUUGGUACAUAUACUAUCAGCUUAAUUAGUCCUGAAACUUUGGUAAGGAUGCUUGGGAAAGUUGUGUUCGUGUUGUUCUUGAUCAUUACAUCAACAGCUGCCAUAGGUGGAGGUGGAGGACGUGGCGGAGGAGGAGACGGUGCAAGUGGAGGAAGUGGCGGAGGUGGAGGAAGUAGAGGCGGUGGAGGGGGUGCAAGUGGAGGACGUGGCGGAGGUGGAGGAGGUGCAAGUGGAGGACGUGGCGUAGGUGGAGGAAGUGGAGGCGGUGGAGGGGGUACAAGUGGAUAUGUAGGAGAUGGAGGACGUGGAGGCGGUGGAGGGGGUACAAGUGGAUAUGUAGGAGGUGGAGAACGUGGAGGCGGUGGAGGGGGUACAAGUGGAUAUGUAGGAGGUGGAGGACGUGGAGGCGGUGGAGGGCAUGUAAGUGGCGAUGUAGGAGGUGGACGUGGACGUGGAAGUGGAGGCACUCUUGGUUCAGCAGCAGCUGUGCUUUGUUACAUGACCUUGCAAUACUUGCUGUGAUCAAAUCCCCUUGGUUGGAUCAGCAGUCGCUGUGAUCAAAUCUACAACUUACUUGUUUUGAUCUCAGUCUUGAAAAUCAGUAGCAACUUUAUCUAGUGUAGAUUUCAACACCUUGAGAUGUUGUAGAUUUCAACAGUGUUGUCUAGCUAAUUCAGUUGUAUUUCAAUAUUUACAUUCGGGGUAAUUCGAUCGUAGUUAACAACAUGUGAAGUUACAGACAAUAUAUACACACGGGGAGAUCUAAUUCAUAUCAACAAGUUGAACUAUGGAAGUCCGGACCUAAGUAAGUGAAAUCUGUUUUGCCAUAGUAGGCAAUCAUAAUACCUGCAUUUGUACCAUUCUGUGUGGUAAA